Molecule: messenger RNA, 954 nt
Organism: Meloidogyne enterolobii
Lineage: Eukaryota; Metazoa; Nematoda; Chromadorea; Rhabditida; Meloidogynidae
Source: the annotation of a GenBank genome assembly
GGGGCUACAAAAUGAGUUAGAAAUAUUUAAAAAAGUUAAUGAGAAAAGUUCUGGAAUAAAAAGUGUCCCAUACCUUUUAUGAACCCUGAAGAUUGAAUUGAGGAAGACCAUUCUGUACAUAUAAAGGGAAAUACUUGGAGAAUGAAAACUUUUACCCCCAAACUUUAUUCUAAUUUUUUAAAUUUAGGUUUUGAAUUGGGCAUUUGACAGUAAGGAAUUUAAACGUUUAAAAAGUUCACACAUUUUCUCUUUUAGACAUGUACCCGAAUAUAUCCCCAUAUUAUCCACAUUGUGCUCUCAUUUUUGCUAUACUGAUUGUUUUCUUUCUCUUCAAUUUUUGGCAGUUAAAUAUUUCCUUAUGCUUCCGGGAUUAUUUGAAUGAGAUUCUUCGUUCUGGCAUUUCGACUAAUGGAAGCACAGGAAACAGUAGUUGUGGAUUUGACAGUAACAAUUCUUCUGUUUUGCCACUUUGUACCAUCUCCUGCGUCAAAGGUACAUUGCAACACCCUCAAUGCAGAAUCAUCAACAGAUCGCCUUUAACUUUGCUUGAUUACGAUGAAGGAAAAAGUGACAAGCUCCCCUCUCCUUCAAAUAAUUCACAAAAGAUAGCUAUGUUGUGGCAUUCACCUUCCAUAAAACGUGGAGUAAAAAUUCCUCAAAGCACCAGAACACCGCCUCCAAUCUCCAUUUCAGGUGGACAACGACUAAAAUCGGGAGAAACACAAAGACAAUUUGCAACUAGAUAAAUUGUGAGUUGUCUAAUUAAGUUGACAAAAAGAGCUUUACUGAACGUUUGCAAAAAAUUAAAGUUCAAAAAAUAUUGUAAAUUUUGUAUUUAUUUUUUUUCUAUUUAAUUGUACUUUGCCUUGAAUUUUUCAAUUUUUAUUCACCGAAAACAAAAUAUUUUUUAAAAAUACAUAACUUUAAAUGGUUUACUUCCAUUACAGGACUUCU